AUGACUCCCAAGCGCAGCAGCAAGCGAACCCCUUCACCAACCGCCGAGGAUGGCGUAAUGAAAGGUCGCUCGCUCUUCUCUUCUGAAGAUAAUCCCAAUCCCACGAACACCAAGAGCCAACGCAAGCAACCCCCUCCUUCCAAAACCGCCGAGGAUGGCGCAGUGCAAGGACGGCCGCUCGUUGCCUACACCAAGAAACUCAAGGUGUCAAAGUUUCACAGGCUCUACAAGAAGGCUUGGAGGCAGGAGGUUUUUGGGAAUCAAGCAUUCAUCACCUGGUCCGCUCGCACCGCGGAUCACUCUGGUCGGGCAAUAUCCAAAUGCCCCGGAUGGUGGGCGGAAGCCAGUACGGACCAAGCCGAUGCUCAUUCUUACGACGAAAUCGCUGCGUUAAUCCUGUCUGGCUUGAAGGCAUACGACCCAUCACUCGGUGGUUCAAUGCCCCAGCUUUGGUCCAGCAUGCAGAAUCUGUUUUCACUUGGAGACCUCAAAGACGCAGACGACGACAAAGGUUCCUGGUCUCUUUGCGAGUACUUUCUUUGUCUUGCGACACAGUGCCCCACGGUUGUGUUCAGUUUUGCCACGGCCCAACGCGUUAUCACUACGGACGACAAGUCGCCUCGCUUUUGGGAAUUUUCGCUCGUGUUCGACCUGACAUUAAUUGUUCAACGCGCCGAGCCGUUGACGUGGAUGUGGCUAGCGGCAGCCAAAUUCUUUGCCCAUCCUUGGACAGGCCCGGCUAUCAUUCCUCCCAUUGUGGAGGAAUUCGAGCGACUAGAACGAGAGUUGAAAAUAGCCAAAGCUCAGUCCAAGUCUAAGAAGCGCCCUGCAUCGACUCCAGAGAAUCCAAAAGGUGCCAAGGCACACGAUUCGCGCCCGUCUCCCUCUGUCCAGAUGCAAACGGAACUGACGCCACCAAAGGGUCGGUCCAAUCUUUACCAACGAACUCCUCCUUUGGAUGCCACUCCUCCUCGCCAACAGGUGGUCAUGUCUGACGCCGUUCAGGUCAUUGCCGGCACCCCAACUGGAACACAGGAAGCCAGUCUUCCAGCUGACGACGUCGCGGUAGCCAACACCCAUCGUGGGAGGACCAGUGCGGAAAAUGGAGCAGAGGAACACAAUAGUGCCCCAACCUACAGGGACACUGUUGCCGCUCUCCACGCUCCCACGGUUCCUGUCACCACCGACAAACGAUUGAUGCGCCUUCUCGCUGUCCAUUGGAAUGCAUCUCCCUUUCGGCACAUUACCAUCUUCAAUGUAUCCGUUGUCUUUGAUUGGCAGGGCGUCGGUUCGUCCGACUUCAAUCAAGUCCAGACUGCCUACAACGCCUUCCAUCAGUUUGCCUCCGGUAUCUGGGGCGAGAUCACUUUCACGGAGUUUGACGAAAAAGCCAAGGAUUGGGCCCACCUGAAAAUCUACCUCGAUCCCAACUUCGGCAAUCCUUACAUCCUCAACAAACCUGGGAAGACUGGGUCCAAGACCUUCAAGACUCGCAUGCGGUUCGGGAUGGACACUGCCCCUCCCAUCCUCAUGCAAGAACUUUGCUCCGUCUUGUCCAGUGAGCCUUGGGUGGGCGUCUUCCCGACUCCAAUCCAGGUUUCCGACAUGGUCCGUCUUGGCUUCCUCCCGUUGCUACCACAAGAAUUGGCGAUUGGCCCGUACUGCAAAGACUUGAUGCGUCUCUGCGACUUCCAGUACCCAAUCGGCCUCAUGCAAGAAUGGGUCAACAAUCCACGGUUCUUCUCUGCCAAAUUCACUGGGUCUUCUUGA
Molecule: messenger RNA, 1770 nt
Organism: Cylindrotheca closterium
Lineage: Eukaryota; Bacillariophyta; Bacillariophyceae; Bacillariales; Bacillariaceae
Source: the annotation of a GenBank genome assembly